AUUUACUCAACCAUAGUACUUUCUCAAGUAGGCCUAACAUUUUUCUAAAACCAGCAACAUUGGCAGUGGUGCCCCCCUCCCCCCGUUUUAAACAAGUAAUAAAUUAGUUCCUCCUCAACUCACCUAUAAAACCUUGAAAAACUCGCAGGACUGCCAAACAAAAGAAACCAUGGCUUCUUGGGUUCACUCAAUCACAUCUCCAUUGAAAAAGGCCUGCACUUUUCUCUCCCCUACAAAGCACAAGAAGACCCAAACAGAGCGUGGGAGGCAUGACAAUGAUCUACAUGGUGAGGUGAUGGCAUGCGCAUAUGAGGAUGUGCAGGUCAUGUGGUCCAUGCUCCAUCACCAUAAUACAAAGCCAAGGCUAUGUAUGCAUGGUGAGUCAUGAAUGAUGGUGCCAUGGCAUGGGCGACAUGCAACAUUUGUAAAUACAUCUGCAUCAUGGAGAUGAGACAGAGUCUCUAUUGGAUGGUAGUCUCCGUAUAGGGAGACAAGCUUAGAUGGUAUCCCCAUUAAAAUGGUGAAAUUUGAUGAAAUGAAUUAGACAAAAGAAAAAGAAAAAUCGAAGUUUAUUUAAAUGGGUUCACUCUUUGCUUCUCCCUCCCUCGUUGUUUGCUUUUUUUUUUCUUUUUUUUCUUUUCUUUUUGUACCUCUUUAUUAUUACUAUUUUGGGUUUUGGCUUCCCAUGCUAUAGACUAAAGGGUGGCCUAAAAAUUUUGCAAUUAAAUUUUCUCUUUGAAAAUUAUC
This is a messenger RNA of Amborella trichopoda, 747 nucleotides long. RefSeq names its product SsrA-binding protein. The record is from RefSeq and is a predicted model, not a curated record. NCBI's taxonomy places the organism in Eukaryota, Viridiplantae, Streptophyta, Magnoliopsida, Amborellales, Amborellaceae.